Molecule: messenger RNA, 546 nt
Organism: Macrosiphum euphorbiae (potato aphid)
Lineage: Eukaryota; Metazoa; Arthropoda; Insecta; Hemiptera; Aphididae
Source: the annotation of a GenBank genome assembly
AUGUGUUCAACACUGGAAUCCGUUUAUCAAACCUUAAAACGCUUUUUUGAAGUGGAAGAAGUUCCAAAUGUCGAAAAAAGUUGCCCAGUUGAUUUAGAGUGUGAGCGAAUCUACCAGUCAACCACAACGCGUCAACCAGACGGUAGGUACGUAGUCCAUUUACCGUUCCUGAAAACCCCUCCACAACUUGGACAGUCAAAAGAUCAAGCCUUGAAACGUUUAUAUCAUUUAGAAAACCGAUUUGCAAAAAAUCCUGUUUUGCGUGAGGAGUAUAACAAAGAAAUGAGGGAUUACCUAGAUACCACCCAUAUGACCAAAUUAAAUCAAACCCUUACAAAUGAACACAACACUUAUUACAUUCCACAUCAUGUAGUUAUACGGCCUGAUAGCACAAUCACAAAAAUACGAAUUGUUUUCGAUGCAUCGGCAAAAACAUCUUCUGGGAUGUCAUUGAACGAUAACCUCUAUUGCGGUGUUACAUGCGGCCCUUCAGGGAUCCAAAAGCUGGUGUACUUGAUAAAUAAUAAUAGUCAAUUAGAAUGGUAA